Molecule: messenger RNA, 2803 nt
Organism: Mytilus trossulus (common blue mussel)
Lineage: Eukaryota; Metazoa; Mollusca; Bivalvia; Mytilida; Mytilidae
Product: ubiquitin carboxyl-terminal hydrolase 5-like
Exons: 21
Coding region: 161-2557 (798 amino acids)
Biological process (GO): protein deubiquitination
Molecular function (GO): zinc ion binding; protein binding; cysteine-type deubiquitinase activity
Source: RefSeq, a predicted model, not a curated record
AAGAAUUAGAUCCCUUCUACGUUUUUUAGAACGUAGUUAGCCUAUAUUUGAUUCUAGAUUUAAGUUGACGCUGCACUAUUAAAAAUCAGUAAUUUUCCAGAAGGAUUUUUGUAAACGCCGGUUGCCUCUCUUUAUUACAUUGGUACAUGUUACAGAUAAAAUGGUAGAUUUACUGAGGCAGCAUCUUACAAAGAUAAAGGCUCCAUUUGGUGGAGAGAAAGUUUUCAAAGAUGAGUGUGCAUUUUCCUUUGAUAAUCCAGAAUCUGAGACUGGCUUGUAUGUUUGUAUGAAUAGAUUCAUUGGACUUGGAAAGCAGUUUGUAGAACCAUACUUCAGUAAAACAGGAAAUGCUGUAUUUCUACAUAUUAAAAGAAUAAGAAAAGAGAUACCAAAGGCAGCAGAUCCCCCGGAGAAGAAAAUAACAAAACUAGCAAUAGGAGUAGAAGGAGGAUUCAGUGUAGAUGAUAAACAGUAUGAGUUUGACGAGACUCAUUCUGUAGUAGUACUCCCGAGCUGGACAGUGGUACCCUUACCUAAUCAAGAUAUACCAGAUAUGGUACAAAUAUCUGUUGAGUCUAUUUUGUCUGCUGAGGAUGCCAGUAAGAUGGCUGAGGCUGCUGCAAUGGCAGGUACAUGGGAGGGGGAGGAAAGAAAAGUGUCAAAACAUGCAGAAAACUUGGUACAGCAAGACAAUGGUAUAAAAAUUCCUCCCAAAGGAUGGAAAUGUGAAAAAUGUGACUUGACCUCUAACCUUUGGCUGAAUCUGACUGACGGCAGUAUUUUGUGUGGAAGAAAGUUUUUUGAUGGCAGUGGUGGCAACAAUCAUGCAGUGGAACAUUAUGAUCAGUUUAAACACCCAUUGGCUGUUAAAUUAGGAACUAUUACUGCAGAGGGAGCAGAUGUGUAUUCCUAUGAAGAAGAUGACAUGGUACUGGACCCUUAUCUUGAUAAACAUCUGACACAUUUUGGAAUUAAUAUGAGAGCUUUGGAAAAGACUGAAAAGACCAUGGUAGAACUAGAUAUUGACCUGAAUCAACAGUUUGGUGAAUGGAAUGUGAUACAGGAAGCUGGCAGCAAGUUAACUCCCCUGUAUGGACCUGGUUACACUGGUAUGAGGAACCUGGGUAACAGCUGUUAUAUGAAUUCUGUCAUGCAAGUGAUCUUUACCAUACCAGAUUUUCAGAAAAGGUAUUCAGACAAAGCAGAAGAUAUAUUCAGUUCAGCACCUGAAGAUCCGUCCACUGACUUUAAUGUACAAAUGGCAAAGCUUGGUAGAGGACUUCUGUCUGGGAAUUACUCCAAACCUCCAACAGAAACUGCAGAUGGAAAAGGGCUGCCACCCAAUGGAAUCCGUCCACAGAUGUUCAAAAAUUUGAUGGGUAAAGGACAUCCAGAAUUCUCAACUAAGAGACAACAAGAUGCACAGGAAUAUUUUCUUCACUUAGUAAACUUAUUAGAGAGAAAUACACGAGGGACAGAUAACCCUGCUGAUUGUUUUAAAUUCAAUGUAGAAGACAGAGUGGAAUGUUUACAAAGUAAAAAAGUUAAAUAUACAAACCGUGAUGAUUUUAUGUUAGCACUGCCCAUACCAAUGGAAGCUGCCACAAAUAAAGAUGAAGUUGCAGCAUACGAAGAUAGAAAAUCAGCAGCUGAAUCACAAGGAAAAAAAUUAGAUCCAAAAGACCUAGUUCGUCCCAGAAUUCCUUUGGUUUCCUGUUUAGAAUGUUUUGCUGCCUCAGAAACCAUAGAAGAUUUUUACAGUUCAGCAAUAAAAGGGAAAUCUGUAGCUAGCAAGAGAAAUCGAUUUUCUACUUUCCCAGACUUCUUAAUGGUACAGUUAAAGAAAUUUACAAUUGGAGAUGAUUGGGUCCCUAGAAAACUAGAUGUUUCAGUAGAUGUUCCAGAUGACCUUGACCUUACGGCUUUACGAGGGUUAGGAAAACAACCUGGCGAGGAAGAUUUACCUGGUGAACAACAAGAAGUACAAGAAGUAAGAAUUGAUGAGACAACAGUACAACAAUUAGCUGACAUGGGUUUCAAUGUAGAAGGUUGUAAAAAGGCUGUGUUUAAUACAAACAAUAGUGGAGUAGAAUCUGCUAUGAACUGGGUGAUGGAACAUAUGGAAGAUCAUGAUUUCUCCUCACCAUUCAGGUUACCAGGACAACAGAACAAGAAAGACUCAUUUACACCCAAUGAAGAGUCAUUAGUGAUGGUUAUGUCUAUGGGGUUCAGUAGAGAACAAGCAAUCAAAGCUUUGAAAGCUACAGAUGGAAAUGUAGAGAGAGCAGUUGAUUGGAUAUUUAGUCAUGCUGAUCAGCUGGAUACCAUGGAAACAGAGGAAUCAACACCACAACAAACUCCUAAUGUUAGGGAUGGAAAUGGAAAAUAUAAACUUGUUGCCUUCAUCAGCCAUAUGGGAACAUCAUCACUAGUUGGCCAUUAUGUGUGUCAUAUUAUAAAAGAUGGACGCUGGGUGAUAUUUAAUGAUGAGAAAGUAGCCGUCUCAGAACACCCUCCCAAAGACCUGGCUUAUUUAUAUCUAUAUCAACGAGUAUAAGAAAACAUUAAUGAGAAAAAAUCCAUUGAUUAGUGCUUUAUGACUGUAAUUAUUGUCUAAAACAUUCUUAUUGUACAACAGAUGUUUAUGUAUGCAAAAUAAAAUUUUGCAAUUAGAGAAAUUAUAACAGCAUAUUUAGUCUCUUUAUGAAUCUCAGAUGAAUUGAACAAACUAAAAUUCAAUUCACAAUUCAUGCACUAAUUAUGGUGAAUGAAGCAUCUGAAUAAAAUUCAGUAGAAUUUUUAA